Messenger RNA from Perkinsus marinus ATCC 50983, 1263 nucleotides. RefSeq lists its product as hypothetical. Lineage: Eukaryota; Perkinsozoa; Perkinsida; Perkinsidae. Gene Ontology annotation, molecular function: protein tyrosine/serine/threonine phosphatase activity; phosphatidylinositol-4,5-bisphosphate 5-phosphatase activity. The record is from RefSeq and is a predicted model, not a curated record. The transcript has 15 exons. Gene Ontology annotation, biological process: protein dephosphorylation. The coding region runs from base 1 to 1263 and encodes 420 amino acids.
AUGCUCAACGCUGGAGAGCAGGAGUGUAUCAUCCCGCUGGUGCUGGCCUGCAUAUGGCUAGCAUUCAAAGUGACCGACUCUAGUGAGAAAUAUUCCCUACGUAUGAGGGACCUCAUCCGGUGUCAUAACAGAUGGGCUUCAGCGGUCCGUCGUGUCAAAAUGCGAAAAGGAGAGGUGGGACAGGUUGGCGGAGUAACCGCUGUGAAUCCACCUGAAGAGGAGAUAAUAGAGAAGAUAUGCGUGAUGGAGGGAGUUCUAUUGAGAAUAUCAAAGUGCCAAUUCGACAACGAUUGGGAUCGGCCUGGACGAGCAUUGGGAACCAUUCUGGCUUCGGCUAUCCCCGUUGGCGUUUCUCCAGAAGUUCGCAAGUCUGUUAUCAGCAAAUCAUAUCAACUCGCGAACUCAUCUUAUUUGUCACCUAAAAUAGUUACACAAAGGAGUGGUGAGCUCAUCGGUGUUGCAUGUGCUUUGUUAUCGUUUCGUUUGCAUGGGGUUACCCCUGUUCAUCAGAUGGACGUUGUGGGAGGAAUGUAUUCAACUUGGUACGAGCCGUUUCUUGCUGAGCCCUGCCGAGCUGAGGAGGUAGAGGAAGUUGCACGCGAAGUGGUGCUAGCAUUCAGGCUCAACGAGAAGACUGCGGAAAUAACAGCAGCUAAUGUGGCAACCCCACCGUCCUCGUCGUUUGUCGAACAACGAUCUGUUCCUCAGAUUGCAAAUAGCUCGCCUCUGUGGUUGAUGAAGAUGGUGUCGGAGCUGCUGUUUUGGCCCACCUUUGCUUGGAAUUAUUUCCUCUACGUGCGGUCGGCUGAUGACUGGUAUUCCGACAUCGCCGACCUCCCCACGGGCGGAAAGCUCCUCCUCGGCCCCGCACCUGUGUUUGCGUCGAUGCGUGAAGCCCUGGUGGAAAAGGCAGGGGUGACAGUAUUUGUUAGCACACUGAACAGGGAGUUUGGAAACUCUUCGGUGGAGUCGCGGUCAUUCCCCAUGAUUGAUUUCGUCUCGCCAGAGUUGCACACUGUGGAAGCCGCUGUCGAUUACAUCGAUGAGCAGCUAGAAGCUGGCAAGUGUGUUUAUGUCCAUUGUAAAGCAGGGAAAGGGAGGUCUGGCACAAUCGUCAUUUGUUGGCUUAUGCAGCAUUUCCGCAUGUCCCCUGAGGACGCUCAGGAGUACUUGAUGAAAGCUAGGCCACAGGUUCUCAAGGUUCUCUACAAACGAGAAGUGGUACGAGAAUACUAUAAGAAGCACGUUGCUGUUAAUAAAUAA